CGCACGUUGACAAAUAUUAAAAGCAAAUACAUGAUAAACAAUAUCCAUUUCAAAAAUUUCGAGUUUGACUUUCAGAGAAUUUUAGCUUCAUGAACGUGUCAGAAAAGCAUGCAUUUCGGUUUUCUGAAUCCUUCUUCGGUCGGGUUGCAUUGGCAAUCAUCGGCAAACCUUCUGUAGCUGCCGUAGUGUACCGGCCAAGCCCUUGGGCACUCGCCCAUGCAACCUUUUACGGCGAUGAAACCGCCUCCGAGACUAUGGGAGGUGCUUGUGGGUAUGGGAAUUUGUUUAGCAAUGGUUAUGGUAUUGACACAGCUGCACUGAGCACAACAUUGUUCAACAAUGGGUUUGCUUGUGGGACUUGUUAUCAAAUAAAGUGUGUUAAGUCGCCUUGGUGCUACAGUGGGGUUCAAUUCACCACCGUGACGGCUACAAACCUUUGCCCUCCGAAUUGGGCCAAAGACACCAACAAUGGUGGGUGGUGCAACCCUCCACGAGUCCAUUUUGAUAUGUCGAAGCCCGCUUUUAUGAAAAUUGCUCAGUGGAAAGCCGGCAUUGUUCCUAUCAUGUACCGAAGGGUACCGUGUAUAAGACGAGGGGGGAUUCGAUUUUAUUUUCAAGGGAAUGGGUAUUGGUUGUUAGUGUAUGCGAUGAAUGUAGGAGGAGGCGGUGACAUUGCCAAAAUGUGGGUCAAAGGAAGCAAAACAGGGUGGAUUGGUAUGAGUCAUAAUUGGGGAGCUUCGUAUCAAGCAUUUGCAACUCUUACGGGCCAAUCUUUAUCUUUCAAGAUCACUUCAUACACUUCCAAGGAGACUAUCAUAUGUUGGAAUGUUGCACCUGCAAAUUGGAAUGUAGGUUUGACUUACAAGUCAAAUGUCAACUUCCAUUAAUCUGGUCUGGCCUGAUUUAUGAACACAUUUAUUUCAUUUAGUUGAUUCCGUUAGUUUUUCCUUUUUAUUGGAGAAUUGUAUUUGUACUUUCUAUAACAUAGGCAAUGAUGAACAUCCACGUGGUUCAAUCGAGUCUGAAUAAUGUAACUAAGAGAAUUAUAAUAUUAUUUUCUUUUAGUUCUGUGGCGGAUCUUAACAUGUAAUUUUUGAGAGAACCGUCAAUUAAUACAAUGUAUAUUUGAACUUGUUUUA
This is a messenger RNA of Gossypium raimondii (Peruvian cotton), 1139 nucleotides long. RefSeq names its product expansin-A7. The transcript is spliced from 4 exons. The record is from RefSeq and is a predicted model, not a curated record. Gene Ontology annotation, cellular component: extracellular region. Gene Ontology annotation, biological process: plant-type cell wall organization. The coding region runs from base 90 to 887 and encodes 265 amino acids. NCBI's taxonomy places the organism in Eukaryota, Viridiplantae, Streptophyta, Magnoliopsida, Malvales, Malvaceae.